GUGACAGCAAGCCUGGCCCUUAGCAUCAUCUCUAUAUUGGGGGUCACAGUGGCUUUCUUUGAAUUCCUUAAAGGCKUCCUGAAUUUGCAGUAUUACCAUUACAGCUAUUAUCAUUCCUACUAUGAUGACAUCACAAACUCUACCAGAGAUGAUGUCCCCUGGCGUAAACAUCAUACGGGCCAGUUGCGCAGCCUUGAGGCUGUAUUCAUGUAUCAGAGCUUAGUGGGAAUGGUGUUCCUAAUAAUGAUGACAGCAUUUGCCAGGGCUGCCUUGCGGUCCAGCAAGACACAGGCAAUUGUUGUAAUGAACAAUCUACCAUCAGCAGACUGAAUUAAGAAAAAGCAAGCAUUUUAUGACUGUCUCUGCCAUGAAGGAUGGAUAGAAAACUUGGAUUUAUUGAUAUAAAAUAAAUGUAUUCAAUGUGUAGAACAUUUCAUUAAAUCCACAUAUAGAAAUUGUCUUUGUAUACACUUUUCAUUUCUACUUUGAAAUAAAUGUAAUAAAAUAAAAUAAAACAUCCAUGUAAUACAA
This is a messenger RNA of Salvelinus sp. IW2-2015, 531 nucleotides long. NCBI's taxonomy places the organism in Eukaryota, Metazoa, Chordata, Actinopteri, Salmoniformes, Salmonidae. The record is from RefSeq and is a predicted model, not a curated record.